AUGGCAAGGCUGAGCAUUUCUCCCCUUAUGGUGAUUUUGUUUCUGGGAAGCGCAGCAGUCACCAUCUUACCAGGACUUGCAGUCCCAGCACCAUCACCAGCACCUGCACAGCAGCAUUUGUUAGAAUGUGCGGACAAACUCGGAGACUGUGGCAAACUAGUAUACUUAGCCGUAUUCGUCAAUGGAACUACUGUCACCAAGGAUUGUUGCACUCGGCUUCUAUCUGUGGGCAAACAAUGUCACCAUGAUUUGAUUGUAUAUGCUACUCAGAGGCCUACUUUCAAAGGAAACGUUUCUGAAAUUUUGGAUAAGAGCGAGCAAGUAUGGAAUGGUUGUGUUAAUUCCACUCCGGCAUCUCUUUUCCACUGA
Messenger RNA from Ziziphus jujuba (common jujube), 369 nucleotides. RefSeq names its product protein DOWN-REGULATED IN DIF1 11. The coding region runs from base 1 to 369 and encodes 122 amino acids. NCBI's taxonomy places the organism in Eukaryota, Viridiplantae, Streptophyta, Magnoliopsida, Rosales, Rhamnaceae. The transcript has a single exon. The record is from RefSeq and is a predicted model, not a curated record.